Dipodomys ordii (Ord's kangaroo rat) is the source of this 348-nucleotide messenger RNA. It is a transcript of the gene Defb130b, whose product is annotated as beta-defensin 130. Bases 1 to 348 code for a protein of 115 amino acids. The transcript is spliced from 3 exons. Gene Ontology annotation, cellular component: extracellular region. Gene Ontology annotation, biological process: defense response; regulation of DNA-templated transcription. The record is from RefSeq and is a predicted model, not a curated record. Lineage: Eukaryota; Metazoa; Chordata; Mammalia; Rodentia; Heteromyidae.
AUGGCCGGCCGCUGCGAGGUGGAAUGUCUGACCUUCGAAGAGUCACUGAGCUUCGAGGAUGUAACUGUGAACUUCACCCUGGAAGAGUGGCUCCUACUGGGGCCGGCGCAGAGAAAGCUGUGCAGAGAUGUGAUGUCAGAAAUUGCCGGUCAUCUAGCCUCCGUCGGAAAUACUGGCCUCAUUCCAGGGACAAAGAGAUGCGCUAUGUUGAAAGGAACAUGCCAUGAGAAAGGAUGCACAACCACAGAACACAAGAUGGGUGAAUGCAGCAGCCGCAAGGUGUGCUGUCGGAAGUGGUGGAUAUACGGGCCCUACCCAACUCCAGUGCCCAAAGCAAAACCUUCGUAG